Tilletiaria anomala UBC 951 is the source of this 2550-nucleotide messenger RNA. RefSeq lists its product as uncharacterized. The transcript is spliced from 2 exons. The coding region runs from base 484 to 2454 and encodes 656 amino acids. Gene Ontology annotation, biological process: endoplasmic reticulum tubular network organization. Gene Ontology annotation, cellular component: endoplasmic reticulum tubular network. Lineage: Eukaryota; Fungi; Basidiomycota; Exobasidiomycetes; Georgefischeriales; Tilletiariaceae. The record is from RefSeq and is a predicted model, not a curated record.
CCACAUUACCGCAGCACCUUCAGCGCUGCGGGUUGCAGGCCAUGGGCACUCGACGAGCGAAACGCUGAUGACUGCGGGUGCCCCUGCGGCUCUAUUCAUAGCAGGAAACAGAAAAACAUUUUCUGUUCGGUCGUCUUGUCGUUGUCUGCGUGGCUGGUUGGAGUUGUCGCCUCAGGCAAGGGCACCCCACAACAGGAACUAUCGAAGCACGUCCAAUAGUCUCUCGUUGGUGCGACGCAUCUUCCCGACAAUCAACGUUGUUUCCAGCGGCUUUGAGUACAUGAACGUGAAACACUCAAAAGGGUUUUUUAAAGACGACGGUUACCCGGAAACGUAACGACCGUCACACAUCUUCGACACCAUUACUAUUUUGGACCAUCGGUCUAGGCGAGCGCAGGCGACUGGGUGGUUCUACUUAGCACCUUCGAGUAGCGGAGGCAGUCCCAUCGGGUGCAGUGUGGACAGGUGUACACCUCCGUCAACAUGUCGUCCUCGUUGCGGUAUCUGCUUCCGUGGCACUGGCUCCCUUUCCGGCUCUUCUCACGGCGCAAGAGCGAGACGGACUACGAGACAAUCCUUGAAUCACUAGCGAAAGAUGUCGUCAAGGUCCAGUCGCGUCUGACGCAGAUCCGGCAACGCGAACGCCGCGCGAUGAUCACCAUUCCAUUCUACAUUCUCGUCAUCUGGGCUUUCCACACGUGGCUAUGCUGGUACAUGGCCUGGCUGGGCCCACUUUCCGAGGUGCCUGCGGCGCUGCUGUCGGGCGAAGAGCUCCAUUGGAAAAAGACGGGCAGCUGGCUACCUGUCCUGUCCACACCAGUGGGGUUGCUCUUUGGACGAAGAAUCGUGCGGUGGUGGUACAAGCGCAUCGCAACUGCGGAGGAGAAGCACUUGCGCAGGCUUAGAAAGACACAGCGCAGCAAAAUUGAAGAAAUUAAGAAGGCGACGCGGUAUGACCACUUGCGCAUGCUUCUGUCUAAAUAUGACGACACUCAAGGCGCCACGAACACGCCAAGACGGCCAAGCCCAGGCGUACCAUCUGGUGGCAGCACUGCAAGGGUCGAAGGCCAGCAGCAGCAGCAAUUGACGCACAUACAACAGCAACAGCAGGUGCAGAAGGGGCUGGGGACACAGUCGUCCAUGGACAAUCCACAGCGAAGAAGCAUGUCCAAUCCAAGUCAACUGGGUAUCCACCUCAGGCAUAGUGAAACCGAGAAAAGCCCAACGGAAGUCGGAGAAAAUGGCGCCGCCUUUGCGUCAAAGCAACACCCGAACUUUCCGCACAAAGCAUCGAACGGCAGUCCCGUCGUGCAGCAGGUGGACACAGUCCUUGCUGCAGCCAAGAAUGGGAAUGCAUCUGGCAGUGAAGACGUGCGACCAAGGCUGUCCAGUGACUCAGUGCAGCAACAGCAGCAGCGGGCAAAUCAGCAAGCGACCGCAUUUUCGGCGUCGAGCGCACACGAUGUUCAUAUACCAUCGUCUAUCCAACAGCAACAAUCCUACCGGAAACCGCUUCCACUUGCCCAAAUUCAACCGCAAGUCCAAGCGCCGUCUCGGACCUUCCUGGAUAAAGUGGCAGACUUGAUGCUCGGACCGGACCCAACUACGCGCGGUCCCGGGCCUGAGCAGCGGUACGCGCUCAUUUGCCCAGAUUGUAAGCGACACAAUGGCCUGUGUAUGAAGGAAGAUUGGGAAGAGAUCCAGUACAUUUGCCCUAAUUGUGGCCGCUUUAAUUCAAAUAGGCCUUCGACGGUACCGACAUCGUGGCCUUCUGGCGGGGGCGGGCGUGCGCGCGUCGAUAGCAAUGCGUCCAUUCGCUCCUUCCUAUUUUCCGCUUUCGGCGUCGGCGGAGCGGGGGGAGGAGCAGCAGCCGGACAAUUGACUCAACCGCCACAUUCGGCCGAUGCGACAUUGAGUCGAUCUAUGCAGCGCAUCAGUAGCAGCCAUCUAGUGACCAACACAUCUGCGCUGAGAAGUGGCACUGGCGCUGCGCCUGGCGAGUCUAAUUCACACGUGUCCCUACCAAGCACGCCGGCAAAGAAAGCUCCCUCGCUAGGGCUGGCAGAUACUGGCAACAAUGUCUAUCAGUUCAAGCCGGAAGGAAAAGAGACCCUUUCAAGUAGCAACGACAGCGCAGUCCUCAGUCCCAUGAUGUCGGACGAGUACAACCACCGCUUGGGAGGGGAUGCAAUAACUAGUAUGCUAAUGGCCAAGGGCGGUGGAAAGAAAAGGGCGGUGGAUAAAACGUCAGAAGUGGAAAUUCAAGAGGUGCUGAUGACGCCUGAUCAGAAUGUCGAGGCUGAGCUAAAGCUGAAGCUUGGCAACCUGAGGAGACGAGUGCGCGCUCCAUCCGACAGCGCACGAGGGCAGGACGAGGAGGAUACGCCCCCGCCCUCCGCCUCGCUGAUGGACGGAGAUGCGGACAUUUCGAUGGAAAUCCAUCGUCGGAGAUAAGAUAAUUUGAGGCGUGACAUUCAAGGGCGACACUCAGGAAAGGUCAUGUCUCAACUACUGUAUCUUACUAUCAGAACACCGCCGCAAUCGCAUCGA